AAGGUAUCUCGACUUCACUACCUCGUCCCCGCCAAUGUCGUCAACCCCCACGUCUGCGCCGUCGUGGGCUCGGCCCUCGCGAACCGAUACUCGAUUCCUACGAUCCUAGGCUACAAGGGAGAGGGGUUCAUGGAUGCCCAGAGGGCACACAUCGCCAAGCUACGCGCCAUCCGACAUUACCUGCAAACCUGCAGAGGAGACAAGGACGAUUUGGUCAUCAUCGUCGACGGCUUUGAUGUCAUGGCUCAGUUGCCUGCUGAAGCCAUGAUUGAACGCUAUUUUUCCGUCAUGGCUAAGGAGGAUCAACAGCUGGCUGAUCAACGCGGCAUCUCGGUUGAGGAGCUUCAUGCAAGCGGCAUCAGGCAGACACUUCUUUGGGGAACCGACAAAGGCUGUUUUCCUGAGGGCGACAACGAUCCUCGGUGUUGGCUCGUUCCAUAUUCGACACUCCCUCGCUAUAAAUGGGGCCCAAUGACAAACAACGGCCAACUCAUUUACAGCGACUCUCGCUUCCUUAAUUCUGGAACGGUUAUUGGCCCAUUGGGUGAUUUGGCCAUCUUCAUUGAAGCUGCCUUGUCGGCAAUCGAGGACAACUGGGACCAAGACUACUUCUUUCGCGACUCGGAUCAGUACUACAUCUCUUCCUUGUACGCUCGUCAAGAAUACCAGAGACUUGUCGAUCUCAACGGCGGACGGUUCCCAGAGGAGGUUGGGGACCGCAGUCUACCGAAGAACAAAGAAGGGGAAGACGAUGUGACUGAGUAUCACGUCGUCGUGGACUUUGACUCGUCAUUCACCCAGACUCAAUGUCACAACAACCGUUUCAUCCACAAGCUUCAGUUUGACAACUACGAUCUCACGGCCCACAUCGGACAGGAUGUUCUGGAAGAGGUCUACGAAUCCCUACCCCCCGAUGAUCGACCACAAAUGCCAGCUCGCAAUUGGGUUCAAAGUCUCAAACUCGGCACAAACAUCGGAACACAAAAGAUCUAUGCCUUCUACCACAACACAUGCGACAAGGCUGGCUUUGUCAACAAGUAUCACGAUUCAUGGUUCUUCCCCCUCAUCCGACCUCUUCUACGAUCAGCCGCCAGGGCGAUUCGCGAAAAGAGACCCAUCGGUCCUCGACCUAUUGACGGGAGGGUAUGGAUGCCCGCACGAGAAUAUCCGACGGACAGAGGUCUUUAUGAUGAGUUUGGGGGAGUUUUUACGGACAUGGAGGGGGAAGAGUUUAUUCCUCUCCAGCAGUUCUGUGGUGAUGAUUUAAUAUCGGCGAUUGGCACAGAGGUAGAAUUCCCUUUGAGCAGGCUAGCCUAG
Fusarium vanettenii 77-13-4 is the source of this 1317-nucleotide messenger RNA. RefSeq lists its product as uncharacterized. The transcript has 2 exons. Lineage: Eukaryota; Fungi; Ascomycota; Sordariomycetes; Hypocreales; Nectriaceae. The annotation marks the transcript as partial. The record is from RefSeq and is a predicted model, not a curated record.